Messenger RNA from Beta vulgaris subsp. vulgaris (sugar beet), 1691 nucleotides. RefSeq lists its product as uncharacterized. Gene Ontology annotation, cellular component: mitochondrion. The coding region runs from base 174 to 1277 and encodes 367 amino acids. The transcript is spliced from 12 exons. Gene Ontology annotation, biological process: glycerophospholipid biosynthetic process. The record is from RefSeq and is a predicted model, not a curated record. Lineage: Eukaryota; Viridiplantae; Streptophyta; Magnoliopsida; Caryophyllales; Amaranthaceae.
AUAAAAAGAAUAGAAUCAUCCUCUACUCCCCAAAUAUAUUCCUCAAAUCCCCGAGUUAGCAAAUCAUAGGCGCCAAGAAAAUUUAGAAACCAUCUUCUACACACUAGAGACACAGGACACAGGACACAAGGCAGCAACAACAAAACAAUCCAGCAAUCAAGCAUCCGACGACCAUGAGCAUGUUAUCUCCUCCUUUCUCUCUCCUCCAGUCUUCCCAAUCCAACAGCAAACCGUUUGGAAUUGCAUUUGAUAUUGAUGGAGUUAUUCUUCGCGGUCGCCACACCAUUGGAGGUUCUGCUCAAGCUCUCCAGAGAUUGUACCAUCAAUCUGGUGCUCUCAAGGUUCCUUUUUUGUUCCUCACAAACGGAGGUGGAGUGCCAGAGACGAAGAGAGCAUUGGAGUUAAGUGAACUUCUUGGCGUGAAUAUUUUGCCUUCUCAGGUUGUACAAGGUCACUCUUCGUUUAGAAAUUUAUUGGGAAGGUACCAAAAUGAACUCAUUGUUGCUACUGGAAAGGGGGAACCUGCUUUGGUUAUGAGAGAAUAUGGUUUCAAGAAGGUGCUCUCCCUAGAUGAAUAUGCGUCAUUUUUUAAGGACAUUGAUCCUGUGUCACAAUAUAAGAACUGGACAACUAUGUCAAGAAUUGAUGGAAGCAACACCCUUAAAAAAUUGGCUUCUACUUGUGAUUUGUACACAGAGAAAGUGAAGGCAGCAUUUAUUGUUAGUGAUCCUGUUGAUUGGGGUAGGGAUAUCCAGGUUCUAUGUGACAUUCUAAGAUUUGGAAGCCCUGCUGGACAGGAGGAUGGAGGUCAACCGGCGUUAUAUUUUGCAGCUGAUGAUCUUGAAUACCAGGCUGCAUUUCCAGCUAAACGUCUUGGUGUGGGGGCCUUUAGGAUUGCACUGGAAAGUAUUUAUAACAGAAUUCACCACACCCAGCUUAAGUACACAAUUUUUGGAAAACCCGAGCCUAUCGCUUUCAAGAAUGCAGAGGCCAUUCUUAGACAGCUUCAUUGCCAUAUGGAUCUUGACUUUCACGUAAAAGAUAAUCAAUCAAAUUAUUUCAGAGCGCUUUAUAUGGUAGGUGAUAACCCAUCAGUUGACAUUAAAGGUGCAAGACAGGCUGGAAAUCCUUGGAUACCUGUUUUAACCCGAACAGGUAUGUUUCAAGGUCAAGGAAAUCACAAAGAGCAUCCCGCAGAUCUGGUUAUGGAUACAGUCGAAGAUGCUGUUGACUACAUUUUGGAGAAGGAAUUCUGUUCUGGAUGUACAUCUGGUUAGUGCUAAAGCAUUGCAGCAGCACUACACUGCUUUCUGAAGCAUGUAUACGCUUGGAGUUUCAUUUUGGAGUUUCAUUACUAGUUUAUUGUUUGCCAAAGAAAUAAAAGUUAUACUCAUUGUUAGUUUUGUAUCAUCAUUGAGAGUUUCAUUUAUCUCAAGGGGAUACUAAAACAAAAAAAAAAAAAAAAAGGUACGUCAAGGGGAUGAAAUUCUCCUCGUUGAAUUUGUUGUAUAAUUGGCUAUGGAGUAUCAUUUUUGGUGCGUGGUUAGAUUUUACUAGCUUUGAGCCUUUGAGUCUUUGACUAAGUACUAAAUAUAGACAGGACGAUAUACUUUUAUCAUGUUGUAGCAAGAAUAAUGACUACUACUCCAUAUACAUAUUUUUAUUUAAAUAAAAUUAUGCCAUUUUUUUUA